This is a messenger RNA of Nicotiana tabacum (common tobacco), 349 nucleotides long. The record is from RefSeq and is a predicted model, not a curated record. Lineage: Eukaryota; Viridiplantae; Streptophyta; Magnoliopsida; Solanales; Solanaceae.
UUUCUUCAUUCCUUAAUUUCAAACUAAGCUUUAAACCAAAAAAAAAAAAAUUAUGGGUUCUAAGGCAUUUCUGUUUCUUGGUCUUUGUUUGGCUAUUUUUUUCCUGAUAAGCUCUGAGGUUGUAGCUGCUGAGUUGGCUGAGACUUCCAACUCAAUGAAAUUGGAUAACGAGAAUGGAGUAUCUAUUGACGGACGUAGUGGAUACAAUGACGUUGGCGGUGAUGGAUAUUAUGGUGGUGGUUAUAAACGUAGAGGAUGCCGCUAUGGUUGCUGCAGGAAAGGUUACAAAGGAUGCAAAAGGUGUUGUUCCUACGCAGGUGAGGCCAUGGAUAAAGUCACUGAAGCUCAG